Messenger RNA from Nothoprocta perdicaria, 1402 nucleotides. RefSeq names its product oxidoreductase NAD binding domain containing 1 (gene OXNAD1). The coding region runs from base 267 to 1217 and encodes 316 amino acids. The record is from RefSeq and is a predicted model, not a curated record. NCBI's taxonomy places the organism in Eukaryota, Metazoa, Chordata, Aves, Tinamiformes, Tinamidae. The transcript has 8 exons. Gene Ontology annotation, molecular function: oxidoreductase activity. Gene Ontology annotation, cellular component: mitochondrion.
AGUGACCAGGCAAUGCAGCUGUUAGCAGAAGCGUUUAGAGAGUGUAGGCCCGAUUAUUUGAACAAGCUGGACCAUUGCCAUUUUAAARGAUUCCAGAAGAAAAACAAAACAUUUUGAAAAUAAAUUAUAUGCUUUAAAAGAAUGCUGCAAAAGACGUUUAUAUGGAAGUGAAAGAUUAAGAGUACUUUAAAGAAACAAGGACUGCGUCCCAGCAAUGAUACACUAAUUCAAUAGGAGCUGCUAUUUCUGACGGAAGCCUAUUCAUCAUGGCCWGUGCUGCUAUUUCUGUGGGUUUUACUAUUCCUCAGUUACUGAGAGGUACUAGUAGAAUUUUUCCCACUCAUUCAGCAUUGGUGGUCUUGAGGCACUCUGCUUUUUGUUACUGCACAGUGAAUGGCACCACAAAAUCAAAAAGAAAAAUGGAUCAUCUAGAGAGAACAGCAAAUAAUUUUCGCCAGGAGAUGAUUUCACAAGCAAAAGUGUGUGGAAUUACCAGUGAAUCAGAGACAGUGAAAAGGCUUCGCUUGGCUAUCGUAAAUAAAGAUUUUACUUUCAAAGCAGGACAAUGGGUUGAUUUCUUUAUUCCUGGAAUUUCUGUAGUUGGAGGAUUCUCAAUAUGUUCAAGCCCUGGCCUGUUGGAACGAGAAGGGGUAUUAGAGCUAGCAGUCAAGAACGCUYCUCAUCCUCCUGCUCACUGGAUUCACACAAAGUGUGUCCCUGGCUCCGAGGUGGCUCUGCGAGUGGGAGGCGACUUCUUCUUUGAUCCUCAUCCUGGGGACCCCCCUGUGGAAGUGGUGCUGGUGGCAGGGGGUGUUGGCAUUAACCCGCUGUUCUCCAUACUGCUGCAUGUGGCRGAUCUGCACGGAUCUCAGGAGCAUAAAGGAGGUGGAUACAAAGUGGGACCUGUGAGGCUCUACUACAGUGCAAAAAAUACAAACGAACUCUUAUUUAAGAAGGACAUUCUUGGCCUGGCGGAUGCCUUCCCUGGAAGGAUCACGUGCCGCUUCCACGUCACUCAGCAGCGCUCGCGGGUCUGCGGGGAGCUGCAGCCCCACGUCUCAGAGGGAAGAAUAUCUGAAGAGGAUCUAAAAAAACACGUAUCUAAGGAUACCUUGUGGUAUAUCUGUGGGCCCCCUCCAAUGAUCGAAUCUGUAUCRAGACUACUAGCAAACAUUGGUGUUCCUAGCGACUGUGUUUUCUUUGAGAAAUGGUGGUAGCGACAGUGGUUGGACAGAAAAAAAAUAUAGUAUUUGUUUUCAUUUUAUUUUGAUAAGGUAACAUGUACAGAAAAUCAACUGUGACCUAACUGCCAGGUUUCACCCCAUACCUGAAGCCAUCCUGAAUCAUGAUGGUGCUCCCUGGAUGUAACUAUAAUGCAUCUUUAAUCCAGUGCUGCUACCUU